This is a messenger RNA of Cercospora beticola, 714 nucleotides long. RefSeq lists its product as uncharacterized. NCBI's taxonomy places the organism in Eukaryota, Fungi, Ascomycota, Dothideomycetes, Mycosphaerellales, Mycosphaerellaceae. The record is from RefSeq and is a predicted model, not a curated record.
AUGAAGUUCGGAACUGCAGCUUUUGCUCUCUCUGGCCUCGCCGCCGGCGUCGUGGCCGCUCCUGUCGCGCAGAACAACCCUCAAGGUUAUACGCCUCAGAAUGCUCAAUGGAAUGCAGCUGCUCAGCCGCAGAACUUCAACCCGGCGCAGAACGCCGCACCGGCACCAGCUCCUUAUCCUCAGCAAGGUAGCGGCAACGGCGGUCUUGGUCUUCCUUUGAUAGGAAACCUCGCUUCCCCGCUCAGUGGGCUUGGAGGAGGCAAUGGCGGAGGUAUCGGCGGAGUCGGACUCAGCGGAGGCAAUGGUGGCGGUAUCGGGGGUCUCGGCAAUCCAUUGGAUAUGGUGAAGGGCUUGGGCGGAGGUCUGCUUCCUCUCCAGAAACGCCAGGGCGGCUCCGCCAAUGCUGGGGCCAAUGCUGAUGCCAAUGCCUGGACCAACGCUGAUGGCUACGGCGGUGUCGGUGCAAAUGGCUUCGCUAAUGCUGACGCUCACGCUCAAGGCCAAGGUCACAGCGGCAACAAUGUUCAGAUUGCAGGUCUCCCAUUUGUGGGUAACGUCGCCAAUGCACCUUCGGCUGUUCUCGAUGUUGCUCAGGACGCUGUCGGCCAGGCUGCUGGCAGUGUCAUGGGAUUUGCUAACGGACUUAUGGGAGGCAAUGCGCGAGCUGGUGCCGGUGCUGGUGCUGGUGGCUUCUCUGCUCCUGGCAAUUACUAG